Messenger RNA from Botrytis byssoidea, 1221 nucleotides. RefSeq lists its product as uncharacterized. The record is from RefSeq and is a predicted model, not a curated record. NCBI's taxonomy places the organism in Eukaryota, Fungi, Ascomycota, Leotiomycetes, Helotiales, Sclerotiniaceae. The transcript has a single exon. The coding region runs from base 1 to 1221 and encodes 406 amino acids.
AUGCCUUUUCCUAAGAAACUGAUUCCAUUUGCUUCGUUACUAACCGCGACAUUUUUGCUUUUACUCGUUAAGUCAUUUCUCAGCACUCGAUGGGAACCGAUUGAAUUAGGGGCUGGUCAAUGGCACAAUGAUAUACAACUAUAUGGUGCGAAAUGGAGGACGAUGCAAGAAACACAAAAACCAAUAUCCUUUCGUCCAGGGAUUGUGAAACCAUUCCCUGCAACAUAUUCGAAAAUGCUCGUUAUCUCCAGUACGAAAGAAGAAGAUGUGAAUUGGAUAAAAGAGAAUUUCGAAAAUGACACUAGCAUCCAAUCAACCAUAUAUACAGCGAACGAUCCGAAAGCCGAAUAUCAUCCACCGAAGAAUAAAGGUCAUGAGGUUAUGAUAUACCUGUCGUAUAUAAUUGAGAACUAUAACAAUCUUUCGGACGUUAACGUAUUCAUGCAUUCUCAUCAAAUGGCAUGGCAUAACAAUGACCUUUUCGACCUCGAUGCGGUUCAGAUGAUAUCGAGACUCUCUUCCGAACGUGUUACACGAGAAGGAUAUAUGAAUCUACGGUGUCAUUGGCAUCCAGGAUGUCCGGAUUGGAUGCAUCCAGGAAUAGUGGAGGAAGAUGAUGACAAACAAGAGCAGACUAUUAUGGCAAGAGCAUGGCUGGAACUUUUCCCACUUGAACCUGUCCCAAAAGUGCUCGCACAGCCUUGUUGCGCACAAUUUGCCGUUUCGAAAGAGAGGAUUCGAACUCUACCACUGGCAAGAUACAUUUCCUAUCGAGAUUGGUUGUUGAGGACAGAGAUGUCGGAUUAUAUAAGUGGUCGAGUGUGGGAAUAUAUAUGGCAAUUUGUUUUUGCAGGACAAACGACUUUAUGCCCGAAAGAACACAUUUGCUAUUGUGAUGGGUAUGGUAUUUGCUUUGGAGGAGAAUUGGAAUACCAAGCUUAUUGGGAGAAUCAAACCGAAAAGGACAGUUUGAGUAUUCAACUUGAGGACUGGAAUAUACGGAACGGAGAGAUGCAGAAUUUGAUAGACGAAGGAAGAGGAGAUGAGAUAGAGAAUUCUGAGAAACCGGACUCUGCAAUCAAAGAGAAGCUAGAGAGGGAGAUUGAUGAAAUCCAACGCUGGCUAGAGAUCAGCAAAGAAGAAGCAAUGAAACGUGGGGAUGUGGCUCUUAAUCGAGCGAUAGAAGCUGGUAGAGGAUGGAAAGAAGGAGAUGGUUUUUGA